Molecule: messenger RNA, 1942 nt
Organism: Magallana angulata
Lineage: Eukaryota; Metazoa; Mollusca; Bivalvia; Ostreida; Ostreidae
Product: glutamine synthetase-like
Exons: 7
Coding region: 164-1249 (361 amino acids)
Cellular component (GO): cytoplasm
Molecular function (GO): glutamine synthetase activity
Source: RefSeq, a predicted model, not a curated record
GCAACCAAUGAAAAAUAAGAAAAUCUAAUUUGACCAAUCAGCUUUCAGCAUGAAAGUACUCAUUCUGCAACGCUGGAAAAUUUUACUCAAACUGUAAAAAGUGAUCAAAUUGAGCAGUCAUACCGAAUUUGGGAGUCUUUAUUGUACAAACUAGGUCUCCAAAAUGUCAUUACACACAGCAGCAACAGAUAAGAAUGUUCUGGAACGGUACAUGACCCUUCCUCUUGACACAAAAGUCAUGCUGGAGUACAUCUGGAUCGAUGGAACAGGGGAGGGGGUCCGUUCUAAAUGCAGGACCCUGGACUUUGAACCCAAGAGCCCAAAAGAUUGUCCAAUUUGGAACUAUGACGGCUCCAGCACAUACCAAGCCGAGGGCUCUAACUCUGACAUGUAUCUCCACCCCGUGGCCAUCUUCAGAGACCCCUUCAGGAGGGACCCAAAUAAGCUGGUGCUUUGUGAGGUCUUCAAAUACAACAAAAAACCAGCAGAAACCAACCAAAGGAAGACGUGCAAUGAGGUGAUGGAGCAGGCCAAGGACAAGAAGCCUUGGUUUGGGAUUGAGCAGGAGUAUACUCUGCUGGACACGGACGGCCACCCAUUUGGCUGGCCCAAAAACGGCUUCCCAGGACCACAGGGUCCAUACUACUGUGGAGUGGGGGCCAACAAGGUGUACGGUCGUGAUAUCAUUGAGGCUCACUACAGGGCCUGCCUUUAUGCUGGAGUCAAAAUCGCAGGCUGUAACGCUGAAGUCAUGCCAGCACAGUGGGAAUUCCAAGUUGGACCCUGUGAGGGUAUAGAUAUGGGAGACCAUUUGUGGAUCGGGCGAUAUUUAUUACACAGGGUAGCAGAAGACUUUGGAGUUGUCGUGACCCUUGACCCAAAACCCAUCGAGGGAGACUGGAAUGGAGCAGGAGCCCACUGUAACUACAGCACCCUGCAGAUGAGAGAGGAUGGAGGAAUCAAAUAUAUUGAGGAUGCUAUUGAAAAACUCUCCAAACACCAUGUACGACACAUCAAAGCCUACGACCCCAAAGAAGGAAAGGACAAUGAGCGUCGACUAACAGGAUUCCACGAAACCUCAAGUAUCCAUGACUUCUCUGCAGGAAUCGCUAACCGCGGGGCCAGUAUCCGAAUUCCUCGCCAAGUGGCAGAGGAAAAGAAGGGCUACCUGGAGGACAGACGACCCUCCUCAAACUGUGAUCCCUACGCUGUGACGGAAGUCAUUGUCAGGACCACGUGUUUUGACUAGACACUGCCUCAAUAGUGUUUCUAUGUUUGUACAUGUGUUGGUUUUGUUACGUUUAUAAAAAAAAGAUCUUUUUGUUCUGUUUGUAAAAAAGGGUCUUUUUGUUCUGUUCCUGGAAGAAAAGGGUUUAUUUUCCAGUACUGGUACUUGUAAUGAUAAAAGGUUGUUUGUAUGAGUUCAUUUGUCUAUUUUGUUGAUCUUUCAUCAAAGACUUGUUUGAUUGAUUCUGGAAGUGUUCAUCAAGCCUUUAUAUGUCAAAUGUUAACAAGUAGUGUCAAAUGGUAUUUACUAGUUAGUAGAUAAUUAAACGUAGUGUGAUAAAUUCAAUUUGACUCUAUUUUGAACUUUGACGAUUUAGAGCUAGCUUAAGAUGUAUUUUUAUCCUAACCACAUGCUGCAAAAGUCUGGUACUAUAUUUUUAUAUCCAUUUCAUAUUUAUUGUAAAUCAUGCUGUCAUGUCCUAUGCAGAUUGUUUUUUUUAUUUUAAAUUUUGUAUUUUGCAUUUUUAUUGUUUUAUAUACUAGUUUGUCAUUAACAGCUAUCCAAAAGAUAGAUAUACCAAUAUAGUAUACUUGGGUUUCAUGCAUUUGACAAAAUGUAUUUAUCGAGGGGAAUCUCAUUCUCUGAUGCAUGUAUAUUUGAAAGCAACUUAAUAAAUUGUUACAUAAAAUAAAAAAAUAAACAACUCUUUCAAAA